Molecule: messenger RNA, 309 nt
Organism: Staurois parvus
Lineage: Eukaryota; Metazoa; Chordata; Amphibia; Anura; Ranidae
Source: the annotation of a GenBank genome assembly
AUGUAUGUGAAAUGGUUUGAUACAGUAAUGUUUUACUAUGUGAUUUUAGUGUAUUUAGUGAAUGUCACUUUUUGUCAUUUUCAAAUUUCCCGCCGUUCCCCUCUCGUACCUCUCGUAGAGGACGGAACCCAGAUGACAGAUGCCGGCAUCUGCCGGAUUACAUUGCUGGGGACACUGCAGGAGGGACAUCGUGGGAGCUCAGGACAAGGUAAGUGACCGAGGAAUCGCGGCAGCGCCACAUGCUAAGCCCGAGUGUAGCUUGGGGUUACCGCUUGUGCUACACUCGGGAAUACCACCAGGGAGAUUAAG